UUCGGUCGGCCGGUGUGAUUUUUUUGAAAGUUUCUGCGAGUGUUUACGUGGACCCGGACGGUUUCCCAAAAAAACAUCCCAGUCCGAGAGAGACAGCAGCCUCUGUGGAGUGGCAUUGCGGGGAAUGGAGACAGGGGCACGCUGUACUUCUGCAGGGGCUCCUCUCAUUGAGUCCUCCAAGAAAAAGGAUGUCCGCAGCAGGCAGCCGGGGAAGGGAAAGGGGAAAGAGAAGGAGAAGGGGACGGAGGGAGGAGGUGCCAGUGACAGCCGAAUGAAGCGCCUGUUUGGACUGGAGCUCUCUGACGUGUCGAGCUGGCAGAAGUUUGUUUGCCUGUUAAACAGACCCACCGACCCUGCGUCCUUGGGAGUGUUCAGGUUCCUCUUUGGCAUGCUGAUGGUGGUUGACAUUCCCCAGGAGCGUGGGUUGAGUUACGUGGAUUAUAAGUACCUGGAUGGGAUGGUUGUGUGUCGAUUUCCCCUUUUCAACUUCCUGCAGCCCCUGCCACUGGAUUGGAUGUACCUGGUCUAUGUCAUCAUGCUGCUGGGUGCGCUGGGGAUCAUGCUCGGCUGCUUCUAUCGGCUCGCGUGUCUGAUGUUUAUCUCAACCUACUGGUACAUCUUCUUCCUGGACAAGACUGCCUGGAACAACCACUCCUACCUGUACGGGCUCAUUGGAUUCCAGCUCACCUUCGGCUGCUUCUAUCGGCUCGCGUGUCUGAUGUUUAUCUCAACCUACUGGUACAUCUUCUUCCUGGACAAGACUGCCUGGAACAACCACUCCUACCUGUACGGGCUCAUUGGAUUCCAGCUCACCUUCAUGGACGCCAACCGCUACUGGUCGAUUGAUGGACUGCGCAAUGCCAAGAAGAGGAAUGCCCAUGUGCCACUGUGGAACUACACAGUGCUGAGAACGCAGAUUUUCAUAGUCUACUUCAUUGCCGGGCUCAAGAAGCUUGAUUUUGAUUGGAUAGGGGGCUAUUCCAUGCAUUAUCUUGCUAACCAUUGGCUGUUUGAUCCCUUCAAGCUGGUCUUCUCCGAGGAGAUGACCAGUGUGCUGGUGGUGCAUGGUGGAGGGCUUGUCCUGGACCUCACAGCUGGGUACCUGCUCUUCUUCGAUGCCACUCGCCCCGUCGCCAUGGUCUUCGUCAGCUACUUCCACUGCAUGAACUCCCAGCUCUUUAGCAUCGGUAUGUUUUCCUACACCAUGCUGGCCACAAGCCUCCUCUUCUGCUACCCAGACUGGCCACGUCGCUUCUUCAGCAAGUUCCCAGCAUGCCUCAGCAGAGCCUUGCCCAUGGUGAUGCCCGCCCCACAGCACAGCCCCUCGUGUGUGUACCCUGAACCCGAGUCCAGCGAGGCUGCCAACCUGACCAAACCUACCAAACUGAGCCGGCGGCACCGACUGGGCGCCCUCUUCACUGUGCUGUACAUCGCAGAGCAGUUCUUCAUGCCCUACUCCCACUUCAUCACUCAGGGCUACAAUAACUUGACCAAUGGGCUGUACGGCUACUCCUGGGACAUGAUGGUCCACUCCCGCUCACACCAGCAUGUCAAGAUCACCUACCGGGACGGUGUGACCGGAGACAUCGGGUACCUGAACCCAGGGGUGUUCACCCACAGCCGGCGCUGGAAGGAUCACGGUGACAUGCUAAAGCAGUACGCCAGCUGCCUGAGCCACCAGCUGAAGAACUACAACAUCUCUGAGCCUGAGAUUUACUUCGAUAUCUGGGUCUCCAUCAACGAGCGCUUCCAGCAGAGGAUCUUUGACCCGCGGUUAGAUAUUGUGAAAGCUGAUUGGUCGCCCUUCCGCCCCAAUCCAUGGCUCAUGCCCUUGCUGGUUGACCUUUCACCUUGGAGGACAAAAUUCCAGGAGAUUGAGGACACACUGGACAAUCAGACGGAGGUGGUCUUCAUCGCUGAUUUCCCAGGGCUCCACCUGGAGAACUUUGUGAGCGAGGACCUGGGGAACACUAGCCUGCAGGUGCUGCAGGGAGAGCUGAGUGUGGAGAUCGUGGAGGAGGGGAAGAACUACACCAUCAAGGAGGGAGAGAAGAUGCAGCUGCCUGCGGGGGAAUACCACAAGGCUUACACAGUGUCUCCAGGGCCCUCCUGCUUCAUGUACAUCUACGUCAACACCACAGAGACAGCUCUGGAGCAGAACCUCACCCGGCUUUACGAGUUGCAGGAGCGAGUGCGCAACGGGACAGAGACGGAACCUCUUCCUCCCGAGUUGCAGCCCAUUCUGAACGGCACAGGGACCGAUGUUAACGUGACUGACCCUGUGCUGAAGGCCUUUCUGAGGAGGCAGAGGAAAAUUGAGGAGAUUCAGAAAAGGCGGAAUGCCACCAUCGUGGAUCGAUUCACUCGUUUCACUAUUAAGAAGUAUUACCUCCUCAGGAGAAGUUUUCUGAUGACGGCGAUCGCGAUGCGGAACCUCGUGGUGGGCCGGCCCCCCUUAGAGCAGCUUGCCCAGGAGGUGGCGUAUGCCAACAUGAAGGCCCCAGAGGGGCCUGGGAGCAGCGAGGCGGUGAGGAAUGACGACAGUGACCACACCGAGCUGUGACCCGCCUGCCCUCUUGCUACUGACACCCAGUGUUUCAAUUCCCACGUAACGGACAGUGUUUCAGUCACUACGAACAUACUGUAAUCCGAAGUUGUUUUCUGGUGUUCUUCCUUUAAGAGAAAAAUAUAAGCGAACGGUGAGAUUAAGUAAAUAGCUUUCGAGAAUCUGGCUUAUUGUCUUAAUGCAUUUUAAAUCAUAUUGCAUUAGCCAAUUGGAGAAAUCUAAUUGUGUAGACACAGUUUUUAUCUUUAUAUAUAUAUUUAUAUUUAUAUAUAUAUAUAUAUAUAUAUAUAUAUAUAUAU
Messenger RNA from Polyodon spathula (Mississippi paddlefish), 2865 nucleotides. It is a transcript of the gene ggcx, whose product is annotated as gamma-glutamyl carboxylase. Bases 125 to 2563 code for a protein of 812 amino acids. The transcript has 15 exons. Gene Ontology annotation, biological process: peptidyl-glutamic acid carboxylation. The record is from RefSeq and is a predicted model, not a curated record. Gene Ontology annotation, molecular function: vitamin binding; gamma-glutamyl carboxylase activity. Lineage: Eukaryota; Metazoa; Chordata; Actinopteri; Acipenseriformes; Polyodontidae.